Molecule: messenger RNA, 1767 nt
Organism: Cicer arietinum (chickpea)
Lineage: Eukaryota; Viridiplantae; Streptophyta; Magnoliopsida; Fabales; Fabaceae
Product: pyruvate dehydrogenase E1 component subunit alpha, mitochondrial
Biological process (GO): pyruvate decarboxylation to acetyl-CoA
Cellular component (GO): intracellular membrane-bounded organelle
Molecular function (GO): pyruvate dehydrogenase (acetyl-transferring) activity
Source: RefSeq, a predicted model, not a curated record
UUUUUAAGCUUUCUCUCUUUUUCUCACAGAGUCUCUUCUCAAACACAUCAAAAUCAAAACGUUGCUUACACAUUCUCUUCAGUCUUCGCUGUUCUCACAAAACACAAUUCAUUUUCAUUCAACUCAAACAAAAAAAACUCCAUCAACUUUUUUUUUUGUAGUAAGAGAUCAACAUGGCUCUAUCACGUUUAUGUUCAUCUUCUUCAAACAUCGGAUCCAAUUUCUUCAAACCCUUCUCCUCUGCCUUCUUCACUCUCAACCGUCCGAUCACCUCCGACACAACCACCACUCUCACAAUCGAAACCUCCAUCCCUUUUACCGCCCACAACACCGAUCCUCCCUCACGCUCCGUCACCACAUCUCCCUCUGAACUUCUCUCAUUCUUCCGCACCAUGGCCUUAAUGCGCCGCAUGGAAAUCGCUGCUGAUUCACUCUACAAAGCCAAACUCAUCCGCGGUUUCUGCCACCUCUACGACGGUCAAGAAGCCGUCGCCGUCGGUAUGGAAGCCGGAACAACUAAAAAGGACUGUAUAAUCACUGCUUACCGUGAUCACUGUACUUUCCUCGGUCGUGGCGGAACCCUAGUUGAGAUUUAUUCUGAACUUAUGGGACGGCGUGAUGGGUGUUCUAAAGGGAAAGGUGGUUCAAUGCAUUUUUAUAAGAAGGAUUCUGGGUUUUAUGGUGGACAUGGAAUUGUUGGUGCUCAAGUUCCUCUUGGUUGUGGUUUGGCUUUUGGUCAGAAAUAUUUGAAAGAUGAGAGUGUUACUUUUGCUUUGUAUGGUGAUGGUGCUGCUAAUCAAGGGCAGCUUUUUGAGGCUCUUAAUAUUGCUGCUCUUUGGGAUCUUCCUGCUAUUUUGGUUUGUGAGAAUAAUCAUUAUGGAAUGGGAACUGCUGAGUGGAGAGCUGCUAAGAGUCCUGCUUAUUACAAGAGAGGGGAUUAUGUUCCUGGAUUGAAGGUAGAUGGCAUGGAUGUUCUUGCUGUGAAACAAGCUUGUAUAUUUGCAAAGGAGCAUGCUUUGAAGAAUGGGCCCCUUAUUCUCGAAAUGGACACUUACAGAUACCAUGGUCACUCCAUGUCUGAUCCUGGCAGCACAUACCGAACACGUGAUGAAAUUUCUGGUGUGAGACAGGAGCGUGAUCCAAUUGAGAGAGUAAGAAAGCUGUUAUUGUCUCAUGACAUUGCUACUGAAAAGGAGCUAAAGGACACUGAAAAAGAAGUAAGAAAAGAAGUUGAUGAAGCCAUUGCUAAAGCAAAGGAGAGUCCAGUGCCAGACCCGUCUGAUCUAUUUACCAAUGUAUAUGUUAAAGGAUACGGGGUUGAGGCAUAUGGUGCUGAUAGGAAAGAAGUGAGAGUUACUUUGCCAUAAAUAGAGAUUUUGUUGGCACCAAACUGAUCAAAAAUAAUGAGGAAUAAAAGGUUCUGAGCCUAUUAGUUGAGUUUUCCCCAAGUAUAUAGGAAAUUUACUCUUUAAAUAGAAAUGGGGUGGAAAUGAUUACUUUUUGUCAUGUAAUUAUUUUGGAGGAAAAUAUGGGCAUUUGGCAGAGCAUUAUUGUGUUUGAUGUAACUUGGGUGUUCUGCAAAUUUGAGGAACUCAUUGUGUACAAUUAGCGUUAACCUUUAUUAAUAGGUGGCAAGUUUUUGCCAUUAGUUUUGUUGCUAUUCACCAAUCAUGUUGUGCUUUCAUUAAAACUAUAUUUUAGAUACAAAAAAUUCAGUUUCUUUUGGAAUAUUUUGAAGAUUUUAGUGCCUGCAAUUUGCGGAUUGAA